Messenger RNA from Heterobasidion irregulare TC 32-1, 3381 nucleotides. RefSeq lists its product as uncharacterized. The coding region runs from base 1 to 3243 and encodes 1080 amino acids. The record is from RefSeq and is a predicted model, not a curated record. Lineage: Eukaryota; Fungi; Basidiomycota; Agaricomycetes; Russulales; Bondarzewiaceae. The transcript has 5 exons.
AUGGACUACUUUUCAAAGUUCUUGCGUUCCGGUAGUCAACCUUCUCCUAAGCCUUCUCAUGAUUAUGCUCUAGAGUUCCAUCAAUCAUGGCUCCUUGUCAAGAACACACUACUGCACCCGGAUGAACGACAGCUGACUAGGGGGAUUAAGUCUACAGAUGUCCCUGUUCAUCUCAAAUCUAUGGUGGAUUUGUUGGUUUUAGAGUCGACUAGGACUGAGGAAGGGGCAACUGGUGUUUGUUUGGAAUAUCUUUUGAAGAACGACGUGCUUGGUACCCUUGUCCGACUGAGCGAGGCAGAUCGUCCGUCAGGCAUUCAAGCUGAAGUCCUUCGCGCCGUUCAGAACAUGGUCGUUUUACUGGACGAGCAGUUCCUUGUUCACUCUGCUGUGCAUAAAGCAGUCCUUCGUCUGUUGAGAAACUGUGUUGGUGACGAUCUUCAGGAACAGAUGGACAAUCGAAGUCGAAAGGUCAUGGGUGCCGCUGGAAACGCGGUUCGUAGUUUACCAUCUGAGUACGAGGAAGACUUGGUAAAUCUCUUGUGCAUCCUUUGCAGCCGCAUCCGAACAUACAGAGAAUUGCUCAUGAUAUUCUUCCACGACAAGCAUUGGUAUCACUCCGAACCACUAUUUUCGGUAGACGAGGAGGAGGAUGAAGAAGAAGAAGAAGAGGACGAAGAAGUCAAAGAGGAGGCAGGAAAUAGCCAACCUGCUACGUCUGAGACUUCAAGGAACGAUCGUCCUCCCUCCCUUUCAUCAUCUCAGGAGCCUGCGCAUGGGUCGUCCCACACAAGAAAAACCGAAUACGAAUUUCUCCUCUUCAAUUAUCUCCUUCGCUUUGUUCAUCGUGAGGGGCAGAUUGGCGACUUUGCGCGAGCUGGGCUCCUUUUCCUGAUGGACGUUGCCAUGUCUCCUGGCGAACAAAUUCACAAAUUAGCCGGGGAGGAUCCCUCGUCUCCUUCACUCUCACUCAACACGCCUGCUUCAGAUCCGAUCACUGAUGCUGCUCUCUCGCUUGCUGAGUAUAUUCUGGAUGGCGAUUUUUCCGAAGUUCUUGGAGCAGGUGUUGGUGCCGUCUACUCCCUCCUUCCAUCAAAACUAGAGAUCCGACCUCCCGUCCCGGCGGAUGGCGCUCAAGGGAAUAGCAUGGUUCUCGGGAAUAACCCAAUCGAGGCGGAAGAGGCUGCAGCUCUUGAAGCGACCCGAGAGAAGCUUCCAGGUAUGGGAGUAGAGAUAUCUACGAACCCUGAUUUCAGAUCUCGACUGGACCACUUCUUGAAGCUCCUUGAGUUCCUGGAAGACGUGUUUCGACGGAAUGUGGUUCACGAAGAUGCUGAAUCUAGUCUCGAUGCAUCGACCCUUGUCGGCAGCGCGAUCGUUCAAUCCAUCCUAGAUGCUUUUCGACGAAUUUUCCUCGAAAACGUCCUCUACCCUUCCAUCCUCGAAUGUUCGGACGCAGAUGGGAGCGCUGUGGCAGUGAUGUCCUAUAUUGAGAUCAUGAUUCGAACUCUCCACGAUGGCCAACUUGCCAAUCUCCUCGUCGAUUUCCUCAUGAGCGAAGAUAAUGACGAAGUUACGCGCACUCGCCAACGGCCUCAUAGCAUGCUCACCCUUGACCAGAAUGCACCACCCCAGACCAAAAGAACCGACAAGCAAAUGAAGAAGAUUCGACGAAAGAGUAGCGCUAUGGUCCUGCUGGAAAUGGAGGCGCCAGACUCUAGACGGCAAUCGGAGUACUUUACAUCCAUGGGUCGGUUCACUCUCAAGGAUCUGCUCCUCUCCAAUCUUCGUUCCAGUAAUCAGCCUACUGCAGCUGCUGCUUUGCAGUUGCUUCAGUCACUGCUGUACGAACACAAUCAGCUCUGUGCAGAACAGCUGCUUAGAGUCAUAUAUGAUUCCAGGGCUACGAGCUUCCCGAUACCUGCUAUAAUCAAUCCCCUCCCCCAGGCAAGGAAGGCUACAACGCCCGUGGAUGACAACGGCGACAACGACGAGGGGGAAGAGAUGUUCGUCUACCCCGGUGCAGACGACCUUCUUUCACCAAUAUCGAAUGGCCCUAUUUAUUCUCAACCAAAUACCACAUACUCAACUCACGAGCGUGAAAUGGGUUUAUACCUGAAUCUAAUCUCGCGAUUUGAUCCACUAUAUGUCGGCGAUACAUUCAGCACGGGCUACGACAAGUACCUCGCAGAUGCCCUCAUUGCCAUUCAAGAGUAUAGCUCGUUCUGGAUGGAUCAUAAUGGCGAAUCGCGAGAGAAACUGAAACACCGACUUAACCCCAACGACCCCAUCUUAUCAUUGGUUCUGGAGUCACUGCGCAGGUUCUUAUCAAACACCCCGGAGUUCAAUAUCGCACUGACCGGUGUGCUAGCUACGCUGGCGUUCGAUGCCAAUCGCUCCCUGGCGGGGUGGUUGACUUUUGGUUACAAGGAGGAGCAAAUGGUUCUUGGAUACAGGGAUAGUGGUAUAUCAGAUCCAGAAGACGGCGACGAUCGCUCGAUUGACUAUCAAAUCGAAGAGAAGUUGGGAUCCGAAUCAUGGACCCUCCCCGCAUCGAGCUUGGAUGACUCCUUGCGGCCAGUCGUGCACACCAUCUUCCAGGGAUUGGUCGGUCAACUGGAACGAUAUCGCCAGCUUGUCGAUAACUUUGACAAGUACCUCCUUGAACGUCGACAAGGUCUUCUGUUCUCGGAGAACUUGACAGACGCAUUGACCCUUGCCUUGGAUUUAGAUGAAGCCGGUGCUACUAUCCAACUUCGUCCGACUACUCCCGCUGCGCUCCCUGAGACACCACAAAAACCGAAACCCACUCCAAAGAAGGCAAACUCGUUUGUCUCGUUCCUGACGCCAAGAAAGUCGAAACCUACUCAUUCAAAACAAACUUCUUCUCUGGCGGAUGCAAAUACGCCUUCCAAGAAUGUGGCUGCGAGUCCUUUUGGGCCGCAUUACCAACAGACGGGAUCCAUCGUUGUCGAGCCAUUCGAGGCGCCCUUACCAUCGGCUGGCCCGUGGACACCUGCGAAGCCACGUAAGUUCAAUGCAGAAGAAGAGGACGUGUUUAUGUCAGGGUGGGGUGAGGGGAAGGUGGAAGAAUCGGAAGAACAGACCCAGUCGGAAAAGACCAGGACAGUGACUUUAUCACAGUUGUUGGAUAACGUGGUCAUCUUGGAAGAGUCCAUCAAGGAGCUGGUUGCUAUCAUCCAUGCGCGACGGAGUCUUGGGAUUGAUUCUGUACGAUACGUGUAAGUUCCACAAGGCGGUAGGACAAAGAGCCCGUAUACCCAUGUCUGCAUCUACUGCUUUGCUUUCUUUCAUGUUCGGACGUCCAUCAUUACUAUUAUAUAGUGCAAUUCAGAUGAAAACUUGCAAGCAUGAUCAAAACUC